CUAUAUUUGACAUUCGAGACCAUAUUAAGUGUAUAAUCUAUGUUCGAGACUGCCGCCAGGCGCCAUGUUUAUUUCUUUUCCGUCACUUCUUUGCCGCGAAUAAGUGUUGUGCAGUGAUAACAUAGAACACGGCGGCAGCGGCAUAGUUAUACUGAAAAUGGGCAAAAAAGUAAGAGAAUACAAGUCGGGAGACUUUAUAUUUGCUAAAGUUAAAGGAUAUCCAGCAUGGCCAGCUCGGGUACAAAGAUUGAAUGGAAAGAAAUAUUUUGUAUAUUUCUAUGGCACUGGUGAAAUUGCAAAUCUACCACCAAACAUGAUAUUCGAUUAUGCAGAAAACAAGGACAAAUUCUUAACUAAAACUGUUAAAAGGAGGGAUUUCAAUGACGGUGUGAAGCAGAUAGAACAUGAUUUUGCUAAUAAUGUACCUUUAGAACAAGUUGUUGGAUUAUCUAUUGGGGAAUCUCCAAAUCCAAAUGUUACAGCAAAUGACACAACAGCUAAUGACACUCUAGAUGAAACCAAUGCUGAUACAACAGCAGCUGAUGAAACUGUAGCUGAUGAGACAUCCAACACACUAAAUAAUGAUACUGCCGUAGAAGAUUCAGAUGAUACUGGGGCCCUUGUGAUCGAUGAAGGAAAACCAAAAGGCAGAAAAUCCAAAGCAGAAUCUGUGAAAACUCCAGCCAAACCAGUCAAAGAGCCAAAGACACCUCGAGGUAAGGCCAAAAGGGAUGAAUCAAGAGAAGAUGAUCAGGAUGAUAAGAAAGAGGAAGAGCUGGUCAGCAGGAGUGGCAGGAAGAUACGUCCAAAAAGAUACAUAGAUGAGCAGACUGAAGAUAAUGCAACGCUACCGUCUCCAGCUCCGAAGAAACGUCGCGGCGCUUCACCGCCCUUAGAAAAAGAGAAAGACAAAACCGAAAAAGAUAAAAACAUUAAGCAUUUCAAUGCCGUGCCGCAAUCCGAGUUGGAGGAUUUGAAAGAACCUUUCAAACCAGACGAUCCAGAGAAAGACAACAUUCUUAUCGCCUACCUGCCCAGCGGUCAAUAUGUCGGUAUAAAACUAUUCCAAUCUCGACCAGUCAACUUCAAGAACGAGUCUAGUAAAUUACAGUGGGAUAAGCAGGCGGCCACUAAUGCUGUUACACUUAAAUUGCAAUUAGAGAGAGGACAGAUAACAUCUCAAUCAGUGUUAGCGCAACUAGUUAUGGAUCUGAAUCUUACUGAUGAAGAAAAGGCAACUUUAGAUAAGGAACGUGAGACAGAAGAGAAAAAAUCCCGCGUGCAAUUCCUGAAGACAGAAAUGAAGUUGAUCGAAUUAGAUGCCAAGAUUAAAACUUGUUUAUGCUUAGAGAAGGCCGACACUGAACUGUGUCUUAAAUUGCUCGACGAAUUUAUGGAAUUAGAAGUGAAACCCCUAAUGCUGUUGAAACACCCGACGUGCUUAGAAACCGUUAAACGCAUGCGCGCCUACGUCGGAAACACUCCAUCGUGGGAUCUAAGUGAGAAAGAUGCUUUGGAAUUCAGUAAACAGGCUCAUCUCAUCAGGAAACAGGCAGAUACACUCUACAAGACAAUGAAGGACCUAUUCACCGUUCCAGACGGUCUAUCAUUCUGGGAGUUCUUCUCGGCUAGAGUCGUACACUUUAAAAAGAUAACGGCAAAGUUAACAUCGGAUGAGCUCCUAGAAAUGGUGCAUGAACCACUUGAAUUGUCAACACCUUCACCGCAAUCAAUGCAGUCCGCUAUCGAAGCUGCAAAUGAUGAGGAUACAUCAGUGACUGAAGCUAUCGAAGAAAACAACGUUGAAAAGAAGAAAACUACGCCCACCAAACCGAAAAAGAACAAAGAAUCAAACAAUGCUACACCAAAGACUUUGGGCAAACGACAAUCGUCUAGGAAUAAACAUGAAGAUAAAGAGAAGGAUACGGAAAAAGAGAAAGAGAAAGAAAUAGAGAAGGAGAAAGAAAAGGAAAACGACAAAGAAAAUGAAAAAGAGCCACCGAAAGAAGCAGAACAGGAAUCUGAACCUCAAGUAGAAAGUAACAAAGAAGUCGAGAGCAGUGAUAAAGACAGUGAGAAUGUAGAGCCAACUGUAGAUAGUGAAGAUAAAGAAGAUGAUCGAAUGAAAGUUGACGAACAAAACGAUAAGAGUGAACAGGUUAAUGAUAAAGUUUCAGAUAGUGAUAAGAAUUCAAAAGAAGUUAAGGAAGAUAAAGAACAAAAAGACGAUAAAGAGAAAGAAAAGGGUAAGGAGACGACAAAAGAUCAGAAGACGAAAGAAGACUCCGGCGAACCGAGAGCGAAGCGAUCAAGAGAGAGUAAGAAGACUGAGGCUCCAUCACCAAGGUCACCGGCGAAACGAAAGCCGAAAUCUUAAAAUUAUCGAUAAUAUAAACACACAUAUAUUAUUUUUAUACAAAUAAAAAACAUUCACGUUACGUGAUAAUUUAGUUGGAUAUAAUUAUUAAACAAAAAAAUGUUAUUAAGUACCAUGAAGAGCAAUCUGAACGCAAAAGUUGAAGCCACAUGUCGGCUGUUCGGUGGUUGGACUACCGUUUUCAUAUACAAUGCAUGCACUUUAACUAAUCGACUUCAGAAGCAGAUGACAUAUUGUUGUCCUAGAUGAGUGAGCGCAGGCGAUGAGUUGCGAUUCUAUUCAAAGCGAUUUACUAACACGUGACGUCUGACGAUAUGUCGUUGGUAAUGGGAAUGUAAACACCUCAUUGGACCUUCAUCGCAAAAUUUACUGGUGGUAGGACCUCUUGUGAGUCCGCACGGUAGGUACCACCGCCCCGCCUAUUUCUGCCGUGAAGCAGUAAUGCGUUUCGGUUUGAAGGUUGGGGCAGCCGUUGUAACUAUACUGAGACCUUAGAACUUAUAUAUCAAGGUGUGUGGCGCAUUUACAUUGUAGAUGUCUAUGGGUUCCAGUAACCACUUAACACCAGGUGGGCUGUGAGUUCGUUUACACACCUAGGCAAUAAAAGUAUAUAUAUAAUUGAAUAUACGCGUCAAUGUGGUUGGUACACAUGAAGGUUUUACUUCGCUUUUGUCGCUCACAAACUCCAUCGGAAUUUGUUGGACAUAAUGAGUUAACAUUUCUAUUUACUGAAAUGAAAACCCUAUAUAGAUAGUAUCUAGUAUUUAAAGAUAAACUUUGAAAGUACAAUUAUUGUAUGGAAGCAAGUAAAUUUAAAGAAAAAAAGCAGCAUCUUGUGUUCAUUAAUGUUAAUGACAUUAAAGAAAUGCAUAAUUUACAUAAUGACUAUAUUAAAUCUACUAUUUCCUAUAGUAGACAUUAUUAUGACACAAAGUUAUAUAAUAAUAUAUAGAAAGAAAGAAAAAAUCGUAUUUCAUAUUACAAGCUUUGUAUGUAUCAACAUGUUUUAAAUACUAAAGUGAAAUGCCUGCAAUUAUUAUAAUUUAUGUUAAAAUAAAAUAUAAUUUGAGAUGCAUUGAAUCUUUAACGACUUUAUGAAGCGUCAUUCAAAUUAUAGCCUAGUAUUUAAUUGAGGUGACAGAUAAAAACAAUGCAAACUCAGGACGAUGUUGGAAGUAUAAAAAAUAUACAUACAUGAUGGAUUUUAUUGUAUUUUCUCCCGCAAUAGCAAAAUGUAACAAAUUAUAUUUUAUUAUUUUUUAAUUACAACUGUUGACGCGAAACGCAAGCUUCGUAGAUUUAAAUUAAAUAUACUAAUGAGACAAAUUUUAUCAUUUUUUUUAGGUUAUAUUUUUUUUUAUUAUACUGUACUGCAUUUAUGUAACGAGAUUGUUUUUUUUUAUUAUUAUUUUAAUAUAUAUUUAUAGAUAAAACAUUCCUGUAACGAUUUCAAAUGUAAGUGGAAAUAGUUUCGUUCAAAGAUCGAUAUUCGAGUCGAUUAGUUUUAAAGGCGGCUGGGACAUAGCGGAAGCUAUAUUUUGCAUUGGCCGAAUGGGUGAAAUAUAUAUAUAUAUAUAUAUACAUACAAAAUGGUUAAAGAAAAUUUACAUAUUAACUUUUGAAAAAAAAGCAAGUUUACUACUUCUUUUUGUAAAAUUACUACGCCUUUGAAAUUAUUCCCAAAUCAACAUCAGUAAUUAUCUCCUCUGUAAAAUUCAUACAAAAAUAAAUAUUCAUAUUUUUAAGCAGUGCUCUACAGUAGAUCGUAUAGACCUUUAUCGAUUAGGUUUAGUUAGUGUUUAUAAAACUCAUUGUAAAUAUUUUAUAAUAAACUUCUUAUACCUA
Bombyx mori (domestic silkworm) is the source of this 4222-nucleotide messenger RNA. Its product is annotated as hepatoma-derived growth factor-related protein 3. The transcript has 18 exons. The coding region runs from base 158 to 2377 and encodes 739 amino acids. The record is from RefSeq and is a predicted model, not a curated record. NCBI's taxonomy places the organism in Eukaryota, Metazoa, Arthropoda, Insecta, Lepidoptera, Bombycidae.